CGUUCAGUUCGAAUUCAACUGUUGACGUGUUUGCAAGCGUGUUAUCGGCGUGCGUCCGCUCGUUCCGUUCGUUCGUAUUUUGCUAUCGAUUCUCGUCUCGCCGCGACAACAACAAAGAAAGCUCGAAAAACGCGUCGGCAAAAAUAUUCACAGAGAGCGAUCAAAGUGUGAAUCAAAACCAAAAAUCAAAAAGCAUUCAAGAAACCUAGUAAAAACAAGCAGUGUGACCAAAACAGUGUGCUAAAAUCGCGAGAGAGAGAGUGUGUGUUUUGUAUGAAAAAUGCGUAACAAUUAACGUAGCGGAGAGCAACAGAAACCCGGAGAAAAGAGAAAGCCCCACUGAGAAUAGAGGGAUAUAGGAUAUAUAGAACCGCCCGAUUCCUGCCCCCCGGUAGAACAGAAAAGCAUUCAAAAUUAUACUCGAAAUGGAUAUGACCUCAACAGCGGAGGCUGCCGCUCGCAGCUGGUACGAUAGUCCGCGCUUAGGCGGCGGCUCGUCGGGCGGCGGAAACGGGGGCGGGGUCUCGCCCCAGACGAACGGCCUUGGCAGCGCCGGGAGCAGCCUGGCCCACAGCCACCACAGCCUCUCCAGCGGCGCCAGCUCGGCGGGCAGCAGCGUGGGCGUGGGAGCGGCCCUCGGCGGCGGCGGCGGAUCCGGACUGGACACCAGCGACAUGAGCGCCUUCUACGCGCUGGAGAGCAACGGACACCACCGGCGCUACUAUCCCAGCUACCAUCAGCACACAUCCCGCAUGCCCUCCACCCAUGCCUCGCCCCAAGUGUGCCGGCCGCACUUCCACACCCCGCUGAGUCCCUGGCUGACCAGCGAGCACAAGUCCUUCGCCCCCGCCAGCGCCUGGAGCAUGGGCCAGUUCGCCUGCCCGCAGGAGCCGCAGGUGGAGCACAAGCUGGGCCAGAUGGGCCAGAGCCACCAGACGACGGCCGCCGGCCAGCACUCGUUCCCCUUCCCGCCGACGCCGCCAAAGGACUCCACGCCCGACUCCGUGCAAACCGGUCCAUCCGAGUACCAGGCCGUGAUGAACGCGUUUAUGCAUCAACAGGCCACGGGCUCUACCUCACUGACGGACGCCAGCUGUGCGCUGGACAUCAAGCCGUCGAUCCAGAACGGCAGUGCGAGCGGAUCCUCCGGCAGCGGCACCACCCACACGUCGACGCCCAAGCAGCGCGAAGGUACUACCAGCACCACUAAUUCCAGCUCCAACUCCAGCAGCAGUCAGCAGCAACAGCAGCAGCAGCAGCAACAGCAGCAGCAGCAGCAACAGAGCAGCAGCAACAGCAACACCACCGCCAGCAGCAACACCUCCGCCUCGUCCUCCGCCGCAGCAGCUUCUCUUUCAGCCGCUGCAGCCGCCGCCUCCGCAGCCACCUCCUCGAACGGACUGUUCGACGGAACGGCGCAGGCGUACAGCAGCGGUGGGAGUGGCGGAGGCGGCGGUGGUGGUGGGGCCAGCGGUGGCUACGACAGCAGCAGUUAUGCCUCCUACCACCAUGCGGCGGCGCAUCAUCAGGCGGCUGCCGUGGCGGCGGCGAAUAUGUUCCAAAGUUCCUCGGUGGCCGCGGCUGCAGUGCGUCACAGUAUGGCCGCGGCGCAGGCGCACCACCACCACCAUCACCACCACAGUGGCCACCACCAUGGGGGCUCGUCCUCGGGGAUGCACGGCCUGGGUGGUGGGUCGGUGGGCGUGGGCUCCGCCGGCGUGGGCAUGGGCAGCAUGAGCGGCGGAGGCGGCAACGGAGGCGGCGGAGCGGGAUCGCUGAGCGGCCACAGUGGCGGCGGGAGCAACGCGGGCAGCGGCGGCCUGGACGUCAAGCCCGUGCGGACCAAGCCGCGGACCAGUGCUGAGGGACGCGAGUGUGUGAACUGCGGCGCCACAUCGACGCCACUGUGGCGACGCGAUGGAACGGGACACUAUCUGUGCAACGCCUGUGGCCUGUACUACAAAAUGAACGGCCAGAACCGACCCCUGAUCAAGCCAAAGCGAAGACUGACCCUGCAAUCGCUGCAGAGUGCGGCCAAAAGGGCGGGCACAUCCUGCGCCAACUGCAAGACCACAACCACAACCCUUUGGCGACGCAAUGCCAGCGGCGAGCCAGUGUGCAACGCCUGCGGAUUGUACUACAAGCUGCACAAUGUCAAUCGCCCGCUCACAAUGAAAAAGGAGGGCAUCCAGACGCGUAACCGCAAGUUGAGCUCCAAGUCCAAGAAGAAGAAGGGUCUGGGCGGCGGCUGUCUGCCAAUUGGUGGCCACUUGGGCAUGGGCGACUUCAAGCCGCUGGAUCCCUCGAAGGGAUUCGGCGGCGGCUUCUCGGCCUCCAUGGCACAACAUGGACACCUCUCGAGCGGACUUCAUCCGGCACAUGCGCACAUGCACGGCAGCUGGUAUACCGGCGGCAUGGGCGCCCUGGGAGCCUCGAGCGGACUGCAGGGCGGCUUCUCCACCGCCGGCUCUCUCGGCGGAGCGGUGGUGCCCCACUCGCAGCCCUACCACUUGGGCCUGAGUUCGAUGGGCACCUGGCGCACUGACUACACGUGAUGGAGCGGGAACAACUUGAACAACAAUCUGUUCAGUUAGAGCCGCGACUUAUCCCACGCCUGAAUCGACUUUGUCGAGCAGUAAAUAAAUCGAGACAACACAAAAUAAAAAGAAGAAAACAAUAACAAAAACAAAAA
Drosophila takahashii is the source of this 2692-nucleotide messenger RNA. It is a transcript of the gene grn, whose product is annotated as GATA binding protein grain. Gene Ontology annotation, biological process: negative regulation of transcription by RNA polymerase II; cell fate commitment; positive regulation of transcription by RNA polymerase II. NCBI's taxonomy places the organism in Eukaryota, Metazoa, Arthropoda, Insecta, Diptera, Drosophilidae. Gene Ontology annotation, molecular function: zinc ion binding; RNA polymerase II cis-regulatory region sequence-specific DNA binding; DNA-binding transcription factor activity, RNA polymerase II-specific. The record is from RefSeq and is a predicted model, not a curated record.